AUGGAACAACUGUUCACCGGUCACUUCCUUAGUAGUCAGAGAAUUGCUAAAACAACGGAUCAUCUCAUGAGUAUGGCGCAAGGAGAGCAGGAAACUCUAAAGAAAUUCAUGCACUGUUUCAACACAGCAACACUAGAAAUCUGCAACCUAGAUAUGGGGGUGGCUUUAGCAGCCUUGACAAUGGCUCUUCAGCUCGAAAGUUUCUUAUACUCUCUAAGGAAAAAGCCGUCGAUGGAUAUAGGGGAGUUGAUGGCUCGAGCACAGAAAUACAUCAACCUGGAGGAGAUGAUGGACACAAGAGGAAGUCGCGUAGAAUGGAAAAGGAAAAGUAGUAACAGGGAGAUGGGAGAAUCCUAUAGAUCUGCGAAAAGACAAGAGACUAGUACACUACACGCAAGCCCAAAGAUAAGAGGGCAACCCAGUAAGUUCUCCACCUACACACCCCUGAAUGUACCGCACUAUGAAUUACUAAUGCAGAUUAGAAAGAAGGAUUACAUUUCGUGGCUCGAGCCCAUGCGAACAACUCUUCACAAGCGAAACGUGUCCAAGUUCUGGGCAUUCCAUAGGGAUCAUGGGCAUGACACAGAGGAAUGCAUCCAUUUGAAGGAAUAA
Molecule: messenger RNA, 612 nt
Organism: Malania oleifera
Lineage: Eukaryota; Viridiplantae; Streptophyta; Magnoliopsida; Santalales; Ximeniaceae
Exons: 1
Coding region: 1-612 (203 amino acids)
Source: RefSeq, a predicted model, not a curated record